CAGAUCUUGUUAAUGUGAGAGGUCCAAUGGAUGGUCUGGCUGAGUCUGAGUUUAUUUAAAAAGAGGGGACAGUUCCUGCAACACAUAAAAAUGAAAAUUUCUCAUGAAAACUUGAUACACAAUCAGUCCCCAGAGUACAGGAAGGCCCUUCAGGAACUCAUCAAGUUUGAACUACAAGCAUUGGUUGAGCGUUUGUCGGCCACUGGAGAGGAGGCCCUUGUGUUAACAGCCAGUGUACAAGAUGGUUCAUCCACACAGUUUGGAUCGCACAGAGCAGAGUGCUUUCUGAGUAAACGCAGCUGUCUUGAACAGGAGUUCCUAAAUUUUUGUUCAGGGUUUUUAGAUGAAGUGGCAGCCAGUUCUGCUGAUGAACUGUGUCACUAUGGCGAUGAAUUGGAGGAAGAUGAAGCAAAAGAAGAACUGAACAGUUGCCCGUCAGAUGUUCCUAUACAGUUUUCCCCAUUGAGAACAAGGGAAAGAACAAACUCAUUGAGAAUCUCUUUCUCCGAAAACGAUGCUCAAGAGAACCUGGAUGAAGCCUCUCAGAAUUCAGACAUUUUUGCGACUGAGCGCAACAACUGUGCUUCUUCAGUGGCCAGUUUCCAUGAUGCAAGUGAAAAAGAUCCUAAGGAACAGUCUGGAGUGAAGAAGAAUCUGCAGUGUAGAGUAUGCUGUCGAAAUUUCCGGUCCUACAAAACUCUGGAGCAGCACACAAGGCUCCAUAUGGCAAAGUCUUACAAGUGCAGCUUCUGUGGCAAGAUUUUCUCCAUGAAAAAGAGUUACCUGAAGCAUGUUAAGAACCACAAACACCAAAGCUCAGACAAAAUAUUUGAAUGCAGAGUUUGCAAUCAGUCCUUUACAGACCUAAUGUCUUGGAAGAGACACAAAGAGUGUCACUGUGAGGUGCAAAAAUUCUCUUGUAACCUGUGUGGGAAAUCUUUUAAUGAGAAGUAUUCUUUGAGAGUUCAUCAAACCAGUCACUUCUUUUCAACACAGAAGCUAGACAAGAACUCUGAUACGACGGCUGGACAGUCAUGUAACACGUGCGGCAAACUGUCAAAAACAAAAGCAGCCAUGAGAAAUCACAUGCUUUCACACUCGGUGAAGAAAUUUUCCUGUGAAUAUUGUAAUAAACGUUUCAGUGUUCGGUACAGUUAUAUACGCCACAGGAGGAUUCAUACUGGGGAGAGACCUUACAAGUGUGUGGCCUGCACUCGUAGCUUCUCUGAUGGCAGUGCUUGGAGCAAGCACAUCAAAACACACACGGGAAUCAAACCGUAUUCAUGUGACCUCUGCUCCAAAUCAUUCUAUUACAAAGCUAACUGUAAAACUCACAUGAAGAAAGUUCAUAAUAUUCAGGGUAAGAAAGUUGUUACUGCCAUGACUGCCGCAGUUGCAAAGACAGAGAAAGACAAAAAACCUGAAUACAGUUUGUUAGUGAGUGGUAUUGAAAAUGAGUAUCAUGCUGCAAAAGAGUUUGAUGCUCCAUUGAAUUUUGCAAUUCCAACCGCUGAAGAUGAGAUAUUUGGGGGACAGUUGAAUCUUCAACUGGAUGAAAGUGACAAGGAAUCAGAGGUCUCUAACUUGCUUGGCUCUGCAUUUGGACAAGACAUCAUGUCAAGUACUGAAAAAGAUGAUUUCACAAACAUGGGUGAAAGUCAUGACAACAACUUUACAUCUACCUCUAUCAUGGAAAGUCUUGUCUUAGAUGAAAAGUUUCAGACUGAAUUCGUGGAAAGAAACCUUCCUGAUAGGGCCAUUGAAUCAGAUCAUGAUUUUAUUUCCGCUGAAUUUCCAGAGGAAUCAGAAAUUUUAGUAACGAAAUGGAAUCUAACAUUCAGGAACAAAAAGAUUUGAAGACAAACUC
Molecule: messenger RNA, 1867 nt
Organism: Dreissena polymorpha
Lineage: Eukaryota; Metazoa; Mollusca; Bivalvia; Myida; Dreissenidae
Product: zinc finger protein 805-like
Exons: 5
Coding region: 31-1857 (608 amino acids)
Source: RefSeq, a predicted model, not a curated record